Cynoglossus semilaevis (tongue sole) is the source of this 4141-nucleotide messenger RNA. It is a transcript of the gene c19h5orf24, whose product is annotated as chromosome 19 C5orf24 homolog. The record is from RefSeq and is a predicted model, not a curated record. The transcript is spliced from 2 exons. NCBI's taxonomy places the organism in Eukaryota, Metazoa, Chordata, Actinopteri, Pleuronectiformes, Cynoglossidae. Bases 1159 to 1785 code for a protein of 208 amino acids.
GUGCAAAAUUAUUUAUGAUCACUUCCAACACGAAUGCAUUCAGUAUUUACUACGACAGACCCAUGACAUACACAUCUGAUGACCUCAAGUCAACUUUGCUUAGUGUACCUAAAGAUUGCUCACCUGGUCUUUGAGUCUGUGAGUUUCACAUGAAGCAAGCCAGGUGAAAAUUAGUCUUAACAUUUAAUAUUGUUUUUCUUUUCUUUUUUAAUUUUGUAAAGAAAUAAAUGAAAGCCCCUUUAUAGCUACUCUCUACUAAUGAAAAGGGGAUGUAUCAGUCACAUAAGAUUUUAUUUUAUCCAUUGUGUGGAGCCCUUACAAAAAGGACAAAGGGCCACAUGUGGACUUAGAGCCACAGGUUGCAGACCCCAUGGUUAUGCAUUUUUUAUGUUUACCAUAAAACAUGAAUAAAACUUGAAAAAGUGGUUUGGAAAAAUUGCACAAUUGCAUUUCAAUUGGACUGUAGAUCUCUGUGAAGUUUACAUUUUUCGUUGACAUCUCGGCUAAUAAUUAUAAAUUAAAUUUCUUCCAGUCCACUUAGAUCUCAUCCAUAGUAAAAUAAAAUCCACACGAGCAGUUGGCAGUACUUUUUUAGCAGACAUGAAGCAUGCUCUGUAAUGAUUUGGGGUUGCAUUUGAGGAAGUGGUGCUAGGGGCCCAGUAGGCAUUAAUGAAUCCCAAGCAUACUAACAAACCUUGUGAGCAUACAGAUGACAGGGUAUAUAUACAAACUGUACUAUAUACAUAUACACGGUGUACUGUAUAUAUCUCUCUAAAUAUACUGCGUGUGUGUGUAUGUGGAGAGAGAGAAAGAGCAGCGGUGUACACUGAAAACCGGGCUCCGAAGGGGAAGGGGCGACCGCUGUGCGCAUGCUCAGACUGCGCUCCCUGUCUUAUUAAUUUUUAAUGGAAAAUGGCUGCUUUUCUUAUCCAAACCUCUGGAGCAGGGAAAUAAAAACUCGUCUGACUGACACCAUCUCGACUCCUGUUAAUCCCCACUGAAAUAAAUCCGCGGCGUUGUGGCCCCACGUCAUCUGACCGAUGUCCUGCUCUCCGAAAAGAUUUGGGCAAAUGGAUGGACCCAGGCUUUAAAGGGAUGAAAGAUCAUUUUUCUAUUUAACCCUUUCUGCUCCGAGAUCUGCGAACAAUCGAGCAGACAAUGAUGCGCCAGGUGACAAGCAGCGACUUCUGCAUCAAUAGCAGACCGUCAUGUCUGGCUGAGGACAGCCACCACCCAUCUGCUCACUUUGACCUCUGCACCUCCCAGUCCAACAAGUUCUACCCACCGCCUCCUCCAACAACGCUUCAGAUGACACUGACGCCCAUGGCCUUACCCAGCCAGAGCCACAAGUCCUUAGCGUGCCAAAGACAGGAAGUGCAUGGCGUUGACCCACGAACACCUGCGAAACUAGCAGGCAUUAAGAGCAACGACCAAGCGCAGAGCGAUCCCAAGAAGAAGAGCAAGGCCACUGGUAAGUCAGGGAGACGUGGGCGUCCGUUAGGAACCACAAAGCUGGCUGGAUACAGAACCAGCACGGGGCGACCCCUGGGCACGACUCGAGCUGCUGGUUUUAAGACGAGCCCAGGGAGACCUCUGGGUACAACCAGAGCAGCGGGAUACAAGGUGAGUCCAGGGCGACCUCCUGGCAGCAUCAAAGGCUUGUCUCGCCUCAACAAACUAGCCUACGGUAGCACCUGCAGCGGAGCGGCUUUCCCAUAUCCACUGCCACCACAUAAAGAAAUUCUCUGUGAACCUUCCUGCAAAGAGAAGACAACAAACGAGUAGUCAUGAUCCUCCAGAUGUGGAAUAGGAGAUGCAUGUGUGACUGUAAUCCUUUUCCAGUCUCCUGAGAGGAGAUGCUUUUCUAUGAUUCGUGUUGGUGUCAUCUGUGUGCCUGCCACCUGAUAUAAUACUGUUACAUUUUCAGAGCUACUGCUGGAGGACUGUAGCCUGUGGCAGUGUGAACUCCUCGCUGCUCUGUUGUCUUUAGGGUGAAAUAGAAAUACAGUAUGUAUCAUUUUUAUUGUCCUUGUCUUUUUAAUUUGUCAUUUCACCAUCAACACAUAUUAUUUUACCAGUUAAAGCCUUUUCCUCAAGAAAACGUCAAGGAUUAUUAGCAACUGUCCAAUGGAUAUAAAAGAAAACCCUUCAUAAUCUACAUUUACACAAUGGAAAAAAGCAACAUCCUGUCCCUUUACAAGAAAAUGUCUAAAAAAAGAAAGUUUAAAAAACAUUCCCAGUGUUUUGUUUGACAAAAAUCAUUUUAAGAUCCAGAAAAAUCCAUCAUAUUCACAGCAACUCACGUGAAAUCUCAGAAAAUUUAUUGUUAAAAUAUUUACCAUCUUGUACUGCAGUUCACAUCAUACUGUAUGUCUUAUCUUUGUCCAUGCACAUUUGUUUGGCUUUCCCCAUCAAAGUGUGAUGGUUUUGGUAUUACUUAUGUAUUUUGGACACUGAUCCAGAAAGUGAAGACAUUUGUUGAAUUUGGUGCAAUAAUCUGUCACGUCUAUUGCUGUGUGGGAUCUUUGAUACUAUCAUUAUUUUUUUUUUAUUAUUGUUGUAUUUUGAUACUGGUGUAACAAGGCCUUUAAUUGCUUGUUUUAUUGACAUAUGUGUAGUGUUCAUAGCGGUAACUUAAAUAUCACACGUAAAAACACUUACCAAAGAACAAUUUGUUAUCUCAUUUAAAAUGUGUGCUGUUUGAUUUGGGAAAGUAUUUAAUCAUCCAAGGGAAUAACCUGAGCAUGAAAACACCUGUAUGAAACUUUUAAAAAAAAUCAAGCACCUAGAAACCAAUGUAACAUAAAAAGUAAAAUUAUUGUUUGAAUUGUUUUGAAAAGCAGGCUCAUAUAUGACUACAUGUGUAAUGUUUAGCUUAUUGUUUCUUCUUCAUGUUUGAAUGAUAUGUUGCAUUUAAUAUCACAGUUGAAUUGAAUUGACCCUUUGACCACAUCUAUAAUGUUGUCCCUUUUUCUCAAUCUCAAGAAAAUUAUCCUGAAAAAGAUCUUGAACUGGUUUGAAAUGUAAUGAGGUCAUAAAUAUUUAACACUAAUUAACUAGAACUAAGUAUGGACCAGUUUAAAGUGAUUUAAUCCUCCUGAAGGAACAAGAUGUGUUAUGGAUCUUACAUUUCAAUGAUUUACCCUAUGGAAAAUUAGCAUUUCAUAUGUACAAAACCUACACAACAUUUAGGAAUUUAGAUCCUAAUUAUAUCUGAAAACACAUUAUCAUUUAGUUUCAGUUAAUUCAUAAGUUUGAGGAGAAUAUAAUUUUCAUGGAGCAGUGGGUGAUGUGGAAACAUAUGGACAAAUAAGUCUUAAGGACAUUUCCUAACCUUAGACUGAUAAAAAAAUCCUAAAAUACUUUACCUGUGAUAAGAGCAGAAGUCUUGGAUGCUCAUGUACAUGCAUCUAGAUAUGUGAAGUAAUAAUGUAGGCUGUAAGUGUGAUUAGAUAGAUCUCCAUCAGGCAGAAGAUAUAUAUUUGUCAUGGUCAUCCAAACUUUAAUUUUUCUUGGUUUAUCAUAUUAUAUUAGAACGGUGGUCUUUUGCAAUGUUCACAGUCUUAGAUGAAUUGAUGAAAUUACAUUGUGAUACUGACUGGUGUGGUUAUUAGCAUGUUAGGUGAAACCUCAAAGCACUCAAGGUCUUUUACUUUUUCUUUAGAAAAAAAAAAACACAAAACAAACAAAUGUGUGAACAAGCAUGUAAGACUGUUUUUGUUGUUAAAGAUAUUUAUUUCCUUGUUAUUUAAAAGACUGGCAUUUUAAAUUAAUAGGGUUAACCAUUUUAUAAUUUGUAGAAUGAAAAAAGACUCAGUUGGGGAUGUUAAGUUUAGCUUUUAAAAUCUCAAAUCAGCACUUACACAACGCACAGAUGUCACAGACUGUAUUGUUUGGACUUUGAAACAGUUUUUGUGUUAAACAUCUUCACCAUUAAACUGAUAUGGUCUGUUGUCUGUAGAUAAUAUUUGGGAAAAAAGGUAUUACCUCACAUUUUAAGUGUUUUGGGGAUGUGAAUACCAGUUAUUCAAAAGGUAAAGCCUGUAAAGUUUGUACAAUUCUUAUUUUAUUCUUGCAUGAUUGUCGUGGAAUGUGUAAAUCUUGUGUUAUAAAUCUGAAAGUAAAGCAGUCUUUUCUCGGA